Messenger RNA from Pelmatolapia mariae (spotted tilapia), 3107 nucleotides. RefSeq names its product RAS guanyl releasing protein 3 (calcium and DAG-regulated) (gene rasgrp3). Bases 244 to 2370 code for a protein of 708 amino acids. The transcript is spliced from 17 exons. NCBI's taxonomy places the organism in Eukaryota, Metazoa, Chordata, Actinopteri, Cichliformes, Cichlidae. The record is from RefSeq and is a predicted model, not a curated record. Gene Ontology annotation, cellular component: plasma membrane. Gene Ontology annotation, biological process: Ras protein signal transduction; positive regulation of GTPase activity. Gene Ontology annotation, molecular function: calcium ion binding; guanyl-nucleotide exchange factor activity.
GACAAAGGGCUUUACAAAGAUAGAGAAGCAAGCUGAAGAAAGGGCUGGACGAUACUUUAACGGAGCUCUGACAGCUGGACCACUGCUCUGGUUUUAGCAGCAACCUUUUCAGUCCAGGUGGAUUUUAAUAUUAAUGCUCAUUUGAACAGACUAAAAGGUAUAUCUGUUCACGGACAUGUUUAAAAGGCAGAUCCAUGAGAUGUUCUGGUAGACCCUGGCAGAGUCUCAGAUGAGCUUGGCAUCAUGGGAUCAUCCACACUGGGGAAGGCAGCGUCUCUUGAUGCUCUUUUAAAUGAAUGCAUUCAUGGAUUUGAUGACAGUGGUGACCUGCAGGCUAACCCCCUCCCACGCAUUGUGCUGCUGAUGCACCGUUGGUAUGUUACAUCCUCUGAACUGGCGCGAAAACUUCUGAUGAUGUACCGUAACUGCAGUGGUGACAACUGCCAAAGAACCAGGCUGAAGAUUUGUUAUUUAAUGAGGUACUGGAUAGUAACAUUUCCUGCAGAGUUCAACCUGGACUUGGGUCUGAUUAGAAUAACAGAGGAGUUCAGAGACGUGGCAGCUCAGCUUGGCUGUGAGGAGCAUUUCAAAUUCAUCGACAUCUCAACCAUUCCAUCGUAUGACUGGAUGAGAAAGAUUACCCAGCGGAAAAAGCAAACCAAAAAAGGGAAGGCCUCCCUGUUGUUUGACCACCUGGAACCCAUAGAGCUGGCUGAGCAUCUCACCUUCCUGGAAUUCAAAUCCAUCCGAAGGAUAUCGUUCACUGAUUACCAGAGCUAUGUGAUCCAUGGCUGUUUGGUGGACAACCUGACUCUGGAGCGCUCCAUUGCUUUGUUCAAUGGCGUUUCACAAUGGGUGCAGCUGAUGGUUCUCAGCAAACUCACACCUCAGACCCGUGCAGAGGUCAUCACAAAAUACAUCCAUGUGGCACAGAAACUCCUUCACCUGCAGAACUUCAACACUUUGAUGGCAGUGGUGGGGGGCCUGAGCCAUAGUUCAAUAUCUCGCCUAAAGGAGACUCAUUUAUAUUUGGCUCCUGAAGUAGUCAAGAUCUGGAAUGAGAUGACAGAGCUGGUCUCUUCCAACAACAAUUACUCUUGCUACCGAAAAGCCUUCAAUGAGUGCCAGGGAUUUAAGAUCCCAAUACUGGGUGUGCACCUAAAGGACUUGAUUGCAGUGCAUGUGGUGUUUCCUGACUGGAUUGGUGAUGGUAAAAAGGUGAACCUCGUGAAGAUGCAUCAGCUUUACAUGACCUUCAAUGAGCUGGUGUCCCUGCAGAGUGCAGUGGCCCAAGUUGAACCGAACAUGGACCUCAUCUACCUACUAACGCUUUCGUUAGAUCUGUAUUAUACUGAGGAUGAGAUUUAUGAGCUGUCAUUGCUAAGGGAACCCCGUAACUCUAAAUUGCCUACCUCUCCAACAACUCCCAACAAGCCAUUGGCCCCACUGGACUGGGCAUCUGGUGUCGCUACCAAACCAGACCCCUGUCUGGUCAAUAAACAUAUCAGGAAGGUAGUGGAUUCUGUGUUCAGGAAUUAUGACCAUGACCGGGAUGGAUACAUUUCUCAAGAAGACUUUGAGAGCAUUGCAGCCAACUUCCCCUUCCUGGACUCUUUCUGCGUUUUGGAUAAAGAUCAAGAUGGAUUGAUCAGUAAAGAUGAGAUGAUAGCAUAUUUCCUUCGGGCUAACCCACUGCUGCAGUGUAAGAUGGGACCAGGAUUCGUCCAUAACUUUCAGGAGAUGACAUACCUGAAGCCCACGUUCUGCGAACAUUGUGCUGGAUUUCUCUGGGGGAUCAUCAAACAGGGGUACAAAUGCAAAGACUGUGGUGUUAACUGUCAUAAACAAUGCCGUGAGCUGCUGGUUCUGGCCUGUAGGAAGCUGAUUCGCUCUGGCUCUCUGGGCAGUGUUUCUCCAGUCAGAGGAACUCACAGCUCACUGCCCAGCAGUCCCACAUUGCCUGCCUGUCAAGAUGAGGAUGAGGUGUUUGAGUUCCCCGCUGUCACACCAGCAGAUCCAGCUCUCGACACUAAGUCCAUCACCCUGAUGACGGGCUCAGCCCAGAGAAUCUCUGUGCGCCUGCAGAGAGCCACCACAAGCCAGGCUACGCAGACUGAACCACUGUGGCCUGAACAUGCCUGGGAGGUGGCAGACAGUGGUGCUCACACCUUCCCCAAAAUGAAAUACAGGACUUACAGGAAAAUGUCUAAAAACAAGGGUUUCGCCUGCUGGGAAAACCAGAGUGGCAGGCAGUACCAGGCGGCUUCUGCACCGCACUGCACUGGAAGCAGUGUAGACUCCCAGGAGAAGUCAGACGUCUCUGUAGAGCAUGUACAGAACAGGGUUACACACAGAACAAAGAACAGCUGACUUGGUUACAGUGGCGAGAACCACUCGUGGAGAUCCAGAAAGCCCCUAGUCGCUAAGACCAGGAGCUUCUUCUCUCAGGGGGAUAUUCUUGGCUUUCUGAGGUCCCCCUUCAAAAACAUGGAGUCAUCAUGUCCUCUCUAGACUUCAGCACGAUACAGACAGAGCGACAUGGAGCUGAAGUCAGGGAGAAGAGCUCUGUAACAUACAGUGUGUUAGCUCCGGGCAGAAAGACACAAAGAUGAAGGUUUUCCUUAUGGAUUGUUGACCAGUUACUUUACAACGUCAAGCCUUCAAAUGGAGCUCAGGAAGAAUGUGAACAGAAAUGAUCUGGUGUUGGAUUUUAAUAAAGAGAUGCAACAUCAAGGUCCUGAUGUCACAUGAUCAUAGCAAGGGGAAUUUUUUUGAUGUUUGUAUGUGUAGAUGGAAAUAAAAGGAAACAGAACCUGAAUGUAAAGGGAAACCAACAGAACAUCUAGUACAAUGACUCAUGAAAUAGCAUUUCUAUAGUGACAGCUGCAGAGCGGUCCACCUUAAUUUUAUCUUGCAGGGUUUUUUUCAGCAAAAAAAUGCUGCAGACAACCUCAAUCAUUCUGUUGUGAUCUCUCUCUCUCCCGUCAUUGAUCUUUUAUCAAUGAUGAUAAAAGCAUUUUUUACAAAUGCUGUACACCAUCAAGUGUGGAAGGUUUCAUAAAUAUGCAUUGUGAUUUGUGUUUUCCUAUUUUUCUGUGUCAAAACAA